AGAACCAAGAAAAGUAGCGCGUAAAAGAUGAACCAUUUUCGCGCCAUUCUUCUCACUAAGAAAACGGCGCGCAUCUUUCACCAUUUAUAAACUCACAACCCUUCCCACUUUAUUUUAACAUCACUGUCACUGUCACUGUCGACUCUUCCUCUAAAUUUUUAUUAGUUUUUUUUUUCCAUUUUAAAUUAUUUUCUGAUAUUUCUCUAUUCAUGGAGAACGACAACGUCGUUGUUGUAAACGGCAAUAGAGUCCUCGUCGCCCAGCCUCUCACUGUGCUCCGUGCCCUAACCAGCACUGGUGGUGCUCGCGUUCUAGCAACGCCGCCUAAUAUGAACCCUAACUCAGAUGAUUCCGACGUAUGCAAAACUCCGAUGAUUAAAGUGAAAGACGAGCCUCAAGAAGAAGAAGUGAAAACCGUUUCCGUUGGUUCUCAUUCCGAAGCGGUUACCGAUGUGCGACAUUCGAUGCACUCGGUCGACGAUUCUCUCAAAUCUACGAACACGAAAGUUGCGUCGGUAGGUGAAUCUUUGAAAUCGAUGAAAGAUGAACCAACGGUUCAAAUGACGGAAAAUAGAGCCGCUGUUGAUGUGGUUGGUGAGACACAAAAGUCUGUUAAGGUUGAAUCGGUAGAUGAAUCGCUGAAACCAAUGGAAGUUGAACCGAGGAUUCGAUCGAUGGAAGAAGUUAACAAUGUCGAUUGUGAGACGCAUGGAUCAGUUAAGGUUGAACCUGUUCAAAAAACAACAUCGGUACAAGCGAAAGAAGGUUCCGACAAUCAAACGCUUAGCAAUGAAGUGGAGGCGUUGAAGGUAGUGAAUAAGGAGAAACAAUCUGUUAGCGAUGAUGUGCAGGUGUUGAAGGUGGUGAAGAAAGAACCAGUGGAAGAGAAGAAGAUUCCAAUACCGAACCUCGAGGACGGUGAGUUUCCUGUAGAACCUGGGUGGUCAUUGCUGGGAAGGAAGAUUGAGGUUGCAACUUCAACUGCUAGGGGAUUGAGGAGAUUGGUGGACAAUGAGAUUGUUCAUUUCAUUUUCCCUAAUCCACAUACCUCUUACAAGUUCCAAUGGAUAGUUCGCGUUGAAACCAAACGUUCUGGAGUGGUUGGGAGGCUGCCAAUGGAAUGGGCAAAAGCUGUCAUUCCUCUAGUGCAAUCUGGAAAUGUUAAGGUUCGAGGUCGAUGCAUUGCUACACCGAAUAAGCUGGAAAUGAUGCAAGAUAUAAUGUUGUUAGUGAGUUUUUAUGUUCAUCACUCUGUUUUCUCUGAGUGUGUUGAUACCUCUUGGAAGCUAGAGGCUUGUGGUACCAUUAAUUCUACUGCUUAUCCACUUCUUACACUGUUAAAUAUGUUAGAGAUUGAGCCACAUAGGAAGGCUGAUUUCACCCCUGAGGAAAUGAAAGCUCGGAAGCGGAUACUUAAACUUGAUUCAGAUGAAGCUUCAGCAUUGCAUGUCACUAAGCGAAGAAAAGGUGUCAGUGAGCCGCUGCCAGAGCCAAAUGAGAAUGAACAAGCUCUUUCAGAAUCAGCUUUGAAUAAACUUGUUGGAGCAGCAGAAGUCUUUGACCUGGAGGAGAUGGAAGCACCGAGCACCUUGAUGUGUUGUCUGAAGCCUUACCAGAGUCAAGCGCUGUAUUGGAUGACAGAAAUUGAGAAGGGAGGUGAUGAUGAAAAUGCUGAGAGAAAUCUACAUCCUUGCUGGUCAGCAUACAAUAUAUGCAAUGGAAAGACAAUUUAUGUUAACAUAUUUACCGGGGAAGCAGCAAAGAAAUUUCCACAAGCCACACAGAUGGCAAGAGGAGGAAUUCUGGCGGAUGCAAUGGGACUUGGAAAGACUGUUAUGACAAUUGCUCUGAUUCUCAGUAAUCCAGGCAGGGUGAAUGACAAUAUUUUCACAAAUAAGAGGAGGAAUAUUGACUCAUCGUAUAAAGUAGAGGGUGGCACUUUGAUUGUUUGUCCCAUGGCUUUAUUGGGUCAGUGGAAGGAUGAGCUUGAAACACAUUCAAAAUCAGGCAGCAUAUCCAUAUUUGUACAUUAUGGUGGGGGUAGAACCACAAACCCCGAUUUGUUGUCAGAGUAUGAUGUUGUCUUGACAACAUAUGGUGUCUUAUCAGCUUCAUAUAAAAGUGAGGGAGAGAAUAGCAUCUACCACAGGGUCCAAUGGUUCAGAGUGGUGCUAGACGAAGCUCAUCAUAUAAAAGCCCAUAAAAGUCAGGUUGCCCAGGCUGCUAUUACUUUGUCAUCACAAUGCCGCUGGUGUCUAACAGGAACCCCACUUCAGAAUAGCUUGGAAGAUCUAUACAGCCUCUUGAGUUUUUUGCGGGUUGAACCUUGGUGCAACUGGCAGUGGUGGACUAAGUUGAUUCAAAAGCCUUAUGAGCAUGGUGAUCAAAGAGCCCUGAAAUUGGUCAAGGGAGUUUUGAGGACACUGAUGUUAAGAAGAACGAAGGAAACAAAGGAUAAUGAAGGAAGGCCUAUACUUGUGCUGCCACCAACUGAUAUUCAAUUGAUUGAGUGUGAACAGUCAGAAUCUGAACGGGACUUCUAUGAUGCACUCUUCUUGAGAUCUAAAGUCCAAUUUGAGCAGUAUGUUGCACAAGGAAAGGUUCUUAACCACUAUGCAAAUAUCCUUGACCUACUAAUGCAGUUGAGGCGGUGCUGUAACCAUCCACUUUUAGUCAUGUGUGGAAGUGUUCCUGAGAAAUAUGCAGACUUGAGCAGACUUGCAAGAAAAUUCCUAGAGUCCCAUACUGAAUCAUCCAAUAUAUGCCAUGAAAGUGAUUCACAGCAAAAUGCAAAAAUGAACAAACUUGCUAGUAGAUUCCUGCAAAAUUCUGAUGCUUCGCACUCUGUCCAAUCUCGGGAAUACAUUGAUGAGGUUUUGGGGCAUAUUCAAAAGGGUGAAACUGUAGAAUGCUCUAUAUGUAUGGAAUCACCAGAUGAUCCUGUUUUGACACCAUGUGCACAUCAGUUUUGUAGAGAAUGCCUAUUCAAUUGCUGGGGGACCUCAAUGGGUGGUAAGUGUCCAAUCUGUCGUCAAUCACUCAAGAAAAGUGAUCUUGUUGUACUUCAAUCUGAAAGCCCAUUUGAGGUUGAUAUUGAGAACAAUUUGACGGAGUCUUCAAAGGUUUCAAGGCUGUUUGAUUUCUUAGAGCAUAUUCAGAAAACGUCAGAUGAAAAAAGUAUCGUCUUUAGUCAAUGGACUUCAUUUUUUGAUUUGUUGGAGAAUCCAUUGAAGAGGAGAGGGAUAGGAUUCUUAAGAUUUGAUGGAAAAUUGACUCAGAAGCAGAGAGAGAAAAUUCUGAAAGAAUUUAACGACACAAGAGAGAAAAGGGUUUUAUUGAUGUCAUUAAAAGCUGGUGGUGUUGGCUUGAACUUGACUGCAGCUUCAAAUGUUUUUCUUAUGGAUCCAUGGUGGAAUCCUGCAGUUGAGGAGCAAGCAAUAAUGAGGAUUCAUCGUAUUGGGCAAAAGAGAAGGGUUACCGUAAGAAGAUUCAUCGUUAAGGGCACAGUGGAAGAUCGGUUGCAACAAGUGCAAGCAAAGAAACAGAGGAUGAUAUCUGGUGCCCUCACAGAUGAUGAGGUUCGGACUUCAAGGAUUCAAGACCUCAAAAUGCUAUUCUCAUAGGAUCAUUUAUCGUGAAUCUGACCUCUCAUUUAGUCUUUGUAUUUAUUAGAUUGGAAGUCUUAUUUUAUUUAGUCUUUUGGAUCUACAAUGAAGCUCACAUUGUAUAGGGGGUAGUGCUCUACUUAAUCACUUCGAUAUCUUUUGCGUACAAUUUUAAUGUUAUGGAGAAAGUCCAAACUCAGGUAAAAACAAAGUACGUUGUUUUGUUUUGUAUAUUUGGCGGCACUAACGGUUAAAGUAAACGCGGCUACUUUUGCCUGGUUUUGUAAUUGGAGCCCAUUGUUUUUUGGUUU
Messenger RNA from Cicer arietinum (chickpea), 3916 nucleotides. RefSeq names its product DNA repair protein RAD5B. Gene Ontology annotation, biological process: DNA repair. The record is from RefSeq and is a predicted model, not a curated record. Lineage: Eukaryota; Viridiplantae; Streptophyta; Magnoliopsida; Fabales; Fabaceae. Gene Ontology annotation, cellular component: nucleus. Gene Ontology annotation, molecular function: nucleic acid binding; ATP binding; hydrolase activity, acting on acid anhydrides, in phosphorus-containing anhydrides.